Owenia fusiformis is the source of this 1118-nucleotide messenger RNA. The record is from the annotation of a GenBank genome assembly. Lineage: Eukaryota; Metazoa; Annelida; Polychaeta; Sabellida; Oweniidae.
UUUGGAGGAAGUAAACGGUGCUAUCUCAAUCGAAAACGCGAAGCUUGAUUCUGUUAUUGAAACUCACCGGGGGGAACAUAACGAGCUGACUCAACUCUCUUGAGUUAUCGUUUCACAAUCACAUCAGUUACGAGAGGAACAUAUUUUCAAAUCAGUUGCAGAAAAGGUUAAUUAGGAUGUAAAAAGAAAGGAACGAAAGACACUAUACCCUCAUUGAUACUAAGAUAAAAUAUCACAUACGUUUCUAAAAAUGGAGUACUUUUUCCACUAUGUGGUUUUUGUAGUGAUGACGCUUUUGCAUGAAGGUGUAUCAUUGCUGUGCUACGAGUGUGUGAGCACUAAAAAUCCAUCAUGUGGCAGGUACUUUGAUUCCACAUCGCACACACCAGUGAAUUGUGAAGAGCAGGAAGGGAGUAACAAGACAUACACAUGUGCUGCACAGAGACAAACAGAACACCAGUUUUCCAUCCUACGAGGCUGCUACCCCCUGAACCUAAUACCAGGUCUUAAUGACUCAAAUGGCUGCCGAAUGUUCAUGAACCCUAGCAACAACUACUCCGCACUUUACUGCUUCUGUAACACCGACAACUGUAAUGAUUCAUGGUCCAUACAUAAGGGGGUCUCGGGGGUCUACUCUUUACAUGGUCCAUUACUUCAUUUAGCCCUAUGUGCUACUUUUCUAUUUAUAUACAACAGAUUGAUAGUCAGAGAGAGUUGAUUCUCGUUUCCAGUGUGGUGUAAAUAUAAUGUACAAAUUGUAAUAUACAAAAAUAGAGGAACAGAUUGUUUAAGAUUACACCGGAAAUCUCCAUCUCAAAUGGUACAUUUUGGUACAAUUUUUCAUGUACUUUGCACCAUUAGCAGUACAGUUUGUGAUAUGGUACUGUUUAGUAAUUGUACUCAGUACUGUUGCAGAGUGGCAGGGUAGUGCAUGUAGGAUCAGUAGGAAAGAUGUACCAUAGCCUUCCUACAGACCCUAUAAAUGAACAUGUACUCAAUAAAAAAAGUAUCAAAGACAAAAUGUAAUUGUGCCAAUUAUGUUUUUAUCAAGAUCAUGAAAAUUAUGUAGUAAAUUGUAAUUGUGCAUGUGAAUGUGAUGAUUGUGUUGUUUUCAUGAU